Molecule: messenger RNA, 2569 nt
Organism: Grammomys surdaster
Lineage: Eukaryota; Metazoa; Chordata; Mammalia; Rodentia; Muridae
Gene: Agpat5
Product: 1-acylglycerol-3-phosphate O-acyltransferase 5
Exons: 8
Coding region: 30-1127 (365 amino acids)
Cellular component (GO): mitochondrion; endomembrane system
Molecular function (GO): acyltransferase activity
Source: RefSeq, a predicted model, not a curated record
GGCGGAGUCGCGGCUGGCGAGCCGGGAGGAUGCUGCUGUCCCUGGUGCUCCACACGUACUCUAUGCGCUACCUGCUCCCGAGCGUCCUGUUGCUGGGCUCGGCGCCCACCUACCUGCUGGCCUGGACGCUGUGGCGGGUGCUGUCCGCGCUGCUGCCCGCCCGCCUGUACCAGCGCGUGGACGACCGGCUUUACUGCGUCUACCAGAACAUGGUGCUCUUCUUCUUCGAGAACUACACCGGGGUCCAGAUAUUGCUAUAUGGAGAUUUGCCAAAAAAUAAAGAAAAUGUAAUAUACUUAGCAAAUCAUCAAAGCACAGUUGACUGGAUUGUUGCGGACAUGCUGGCUGCCCGACAGGAUGCUCUGGGACAUGUGCGCUAUGUACUGAAAGACGGGCUAAAAUGGCUUCCAUUGUAUGGGUUCUACUUUGCUCAGCAUGGAGGAAUUUAUGUAAAACGAAGUGCCAAAUUUGAUGAUAAAGAGAUGAGAAGCAAGCUUCAGAGCUAUGUGAAUGCGGGGACACCAAUGUAUCUUGUGAUUUUCCCAGAGGGAACAAGGUAUAAUGCAACAUACACAAAACUCCUCUCAGCCAGUCAGGCAUUUGCUGCUCAGCGGGGCCUUGCAGUAUUAAAACACGUGCUGACACCAAGAAUAAAGGCAACUCACGUUGCUUUUGAUUCUAUGAAGAGUCAUUUAGAUGCAAUUUAUGAUGUCACAGUGGUCUACGAAGGGAAUGAGAAAGGGUCAGGAAAAUACUCAAACCCACCGUCCAUGACUGAGUUUCUCUGCAAACAGUGCCCCACACUUCAUAUUCACUUUGAUCGCAUAGACAGAAGUGAAGUUCCAGAGGAACAAGAACACAUGAAAAAGUGGCUCCACGAGCGCUUCGAGAUAAAAGAUAAGUUGCUCAUAGAAUUCUAUGAUUCACCAGAUCCAGAAAGAAGAAACAAAUUUCCUGGGAAAAGUGUUCAUUCCAGACUAAGUGUCAAGAAGACUUUACCGUCAGUGUUGAUCUUGGGGAGUUUGACUGCUGUCAUGCUCAUGACGGAGUCUGGAAGGAAACUGUAUAUGGGCACCUGGCUGUAUGGGACCCUCCUUGGCUGCCUGUGGUUUGUUAUUAAAGCAUAAACAGGUAGCCGGCUGCAGUCAUUGUCUCUUACUGAUGGCUACACAUCGUGUCACAUUGUUUCCUGAAUUAAAUAAGAAGUUUUGUUUUUUGUUUUUUGUUUUUUGUUUUUUUUUAAACCUUGAUGAUUGAACACUGGAUAAAGUAGAGUUUGUGACCACAGUCAACGUGCAUUUGAUUUGGGGCGAACACAUGUGGCUUUUUAGGUGCUGGGGUUGCUGGAGACAUGGAAGCUAAGUGGAGUUUAUGCUUUUUUUUUUUUUUAAUGUUUUCAUGAAUUAAUGUCCACUUGUCAAGAUUAUUGAAUGCUGUCUGUAAUUCAGAAGGUUGUAUUUUAACAUUAGUUUGCAGUGUGUUUCGCUAUACUGUUUAUCUUCCAUUUGACUACCUGCCAGCUCAGACUCUUAAUACUAAAAUAUUUUAUAUUUUGAAGCUAUGUGAUACUGGGUUUUUGUUAAUUUCUGAAAGUCAAUGAAAGACACUGUAAUGCUGUGUUAAGAUGUUCCAAGAAAAAGGUGAGAAAUAUUCAUGGCAAAAAAGAUCUGUCUAGUGUAUAUUUUUAUUAUAUUGCUCUAUUUAGCUAAUUUUCUUUAUAUUUGCAAAAUAAUGAACAUUUCUAAUAUUUAUUAAAAUGCUUAAUUUGCAUACCCCCUAUUCUACAGAGAAUAAUGUGUAAAGUGUCAGAAUAGACUUGACGCUCUGGUAUGACUCUGUCUCCUCUGGCAGAGCUUUUAGUAGCCCAGCUUCUGAGCUACUCUGUCAGUUCCUCCCAGCACCUGUGCCGUUAAGUACUUAUAAAUGUGAGGGUCCCUGUUAUUUUCAUAUCAGAAUGGACAUCCACAGAGCUCUAAGGUGAUGGAAGUCUGCCAGCAUCCUAUCUGUGCUAGCACGUGCCUUCUGCCUGGCUCCCUUUGCUUUGGCACUGCAUUUGGUCUGGAGUGCAGGUGCUCAUGGUUGCUCGCUGCUUGUUCCAGCCCUGGCUUGCUGGCUUGGUGUCCUCCAGUGGUGCUGUUCAUUGUUGGGAUGCAGGUAGUGUUGCCCUGGUUCAGAGGGGCAUCUCCCUGGCCCCUGACGUGAGCCUCCUUGGCUACUACAAGAGUGUUGUGAAUUUGUUUAUGGCAAGAAACAUCAGGAUUGGAUAAACUUGUUAUUUCUCUUUAAUUUCCAUGGAGCCACACUGUUGGUACAUGUCCCCUGUGAACAGAGCUACCUUCCAGGACCAAAUCACACUGUUGUGAGUCGUGGGACGGUGUGUCCUAUGGGAGGAGGCUUUCUAAAGUGUGAUUUGCCAUAUUUCUAUGUUGCAAUUUAAGCGUCAUUGCCUACUAGUCAUUCAAGGUAACAUUUCUGCAAACUUCAUACAAAUUUUUGUCACAAAAUUACUAUACCAAUGAUCUAGUUGAAAUAGACCAAUUGAAUCACAAUAAAUAAUUUUUUUCUAAAA